Molecule: messenger RNA, 537 nt
Organism: Bathycoccus prasinos
Lineage: Eukaryota; Viridiplantae; Chlorophyta; Mamiellophyceae; Mamiellales; Bathycoccaceae
Exons: 1
Coding region: 1-537 (178 amino acids)
Source: RefSeq, a predicted model, not a curated record
AUGAGCGAUUCUUCCGACGCGACCUCGUGGACGCAAGCGGCGAAACUCACCGCCGACGACGGAGCAUACUAUGAUGUUUUCGGUAGAACCGUUGCUAUUAGCGACGGUACCAUCGUCGUCGGAGCAUAUGAUGACGACGAUAAAGGGUCAAGUUCUGGUUCCGCGUACGUAUUUGACGUGAAAACUGAACCAUCUCCUCCUCCUCCGAGUCCGAGUCCGCCACCGUCUCCUCCUCCUCCUCCUCCGAGUCCGCCACCGUCUCCUCCUCCUUACGAAGAGUAUCCCAUCAAACUCUUGAAGACAAUCUACGCGAACGGUACGAUCACCGAGGAAGUCGUCGAAUCUUCCGCGGCGGCGCGUCUCGGCGCCGCGUUGAUGCCGUCUUCCUCAUCCGACGCGUUCGUCGCCGCCGUCGCGUGUGUCGCCCUUCUCGCAGUCGUCGCGACCAGGAGAGCGAGAAAAACGAGUUUUGUCAACGGCGAAGAAGCCGACGGUCUGUUGAAUGCAAACACAUACGGCGCAAUUUAUAACGCCUAA